Molecule: messenger RNA, 10525 nt
Organism: Tupaia belangeri chinensis (Chinese tree shrew)
Lineage: Eukaryota; Metazoa; Chordata; Mammalia; Scandentia; Tupaiidae
Gene: CPLANE1
Product: ciliogenesis and planar polarity effector complex subunit 1
Exons: 56
Coding region: 27-10064 (3345 amino acids)
Biological process (GO): cilium assembly
Cellular component (GO): ciliary transition zone
Source: RefSeq, a predicted model, not a curated record
UGAUUUGUCAUUGUUAUCUUACAAACAUGGAGAUAAGAUUAGAAGUUUUGACAUCAACAAGUAUCAAGCAGAAAAAACCCUGGCCGCGAGUCUCUUGGUUGGGACAGGAAAAUGAAGCUGUUUAUCUUUUGGAUGAUAAAUGCAUAAACGAAAUUAAUUUGCUAUCUGGAAGAACAAAGAAGAAAAUUCCUAGUUUGCAGCCUUUAUUGAAAGAUGUUUUUGUCCUAAGAACUUCCAGUAAUGAUGCCUGGCUAGCUGGGGUACUAACUACAGGCGAGCUUUUCAUUUGGAACAAAGAUCAAGAUUGUUGGAAAACUAUACAAGUAACGGAAAAACCUAGAGAAAUGAUUAAAGCUACAAUAGCAAACUCUUUGAGACUGUACUUGUAUGUGUCUGGAAAUGGGAAGAGAAUUCUGCUUAUAACACCAAGUGGAUGCAUUUUUCUUUGGGAAUUUUUGGAGUUGAAGAAUAUUUUAUCUUGUAAAAGCUUCUCGUUAGUGGGUCAGUGGUCCCAGAUCACACCUGAAGAACCAGUUCUGUUGCCUUCCUCCGAAGAUAAAGAAGCCGUAGUGAAUGCCGUUUUUAUAAAAAAUGAGUUAUUUGGAGACUGCUGCCUAUGUUCAUUUACUUUUUAUUCUGGGGAAUGCCUGAAGAUAACAUUUCUAGCAAUUCGGUGGCAAGAGAAUGUAUAUACAUCUACAAGAUCGUUGCCAUUCCAAGUUCAUUGGGCACAACAAAACUGUCUUCUGUGUAGUCUAACUCCUAAAUGUGAAUCAGUAAAAUCAAGAGGAGCUUUAAUUUCUGCCUUUUCAAGAGAUGGCCUUACCUUGGCAAUAACUCUUAAUCAGAAAGACCCAAAGGCAACUCAGGUAUUAUUUAUAAAUACGCUGAAUUUUUCUACUCUCUAUGGAAGCCUUAAAGGAUGUAGUAAUAAGAAUCCUGUGGUUCCAGCUUCACUUAUCAGGUCUUAUUGGGUUGGUGACAUCAGCUGGACUCAUCACGGUCUUUUUCUGGCUUGUGUGUUAAAACGUGGUUCUCUGGUUUUAUUAACCUCUCAAGGUGAAUUGCUAACAUUAAUUACAUUUGGUUGCUCCAUAGAAUUUGGGCCAGCAGAAUUUAUUCCUCUUCAUCCACUAAUAACAUAUAGACCACAGCAAUAUACAUUUCAAGAUUCAAAUAAUUCUUUAGACUCAUCAGCUUCUGAUAAUGAUCCCAUGAGACAGAGAUUUUCUAUAAAAGCACAUUCACGGUUCCCAUACCUCAUUAUAUCUGACGGAUACAUGAUCACAACUCUUCGAUUUAUUGAUAACCUAUCUCCAUCCAUGCUUAUGAGAUCACUUCUACUUGAUUCAACCCAGAGACUUGAGAAAACAUAUCAAAGUAUAAUAUCGUCUAAGCCAAAAGGAAAAGGCCUGAAUUUGCAAUCACUGGAUUCUCUUAGGUCUAGCCUGUUAAAACAUCAAAGAAAUGAAAAUUCAGCUGAUUUCACCAUUCCCCGAUUCCUGCAGGCAGAAGAAGCAACAAAUUUAAAUGAGGACACAGCAGAUUUUCAGGAAUUUGAAGCAGAAGAAACUAGUGAAGGGAAAUAUUUUCCAAAUAGUUUGUUUCCUUUUUGGAACCAAAAAAAUCCAAUGUCUAGUACUGUGAGGGAAGGAAGAUUGGAAUUUUCAUCUAUGUUUGAUACGAUACAUGCAAAGGAUGAUUCUGAAGAGACAGAUAGAACCAUUACGGAACUACAUUCUAUCCAGAAAAAUCUACUUGCAGCAUGGACUGUAGGCAUUUCAAAAAAUGUAACAGAAAGAAGUUUAAUGUUAAAUUACACAGUAGUUUGCAUUACUCAUUUUUUUUACAUUCUUCAGUUUAUAAAAUGUCCUUUCCCCAAACUUGACCAUUUUUUAACCAAGAGCCCAAGACAUAAUGCAUGGAUACUUUGUAUCUUUCAACUUUUUCAUCAGUGUUUGUCUAUCCAGUACUGGGAUAUGAGAUACAAGCAAGAUUUGAGACAUUUGAUAAAGCUAACAUCAAACACCAUACAGCUUUUGCUGACUCAGCAACAAAAGGAUCAGUUCUUAGAAAAACUUUUAGCCUGUUUUUACUUGCUUGAAAUGGUAGUUGGCAGCUUAAAUAGAAUCUACAGUCUUCAGCAUGAAGUUAUUUCAGCAUCAGCUGAUGGCAGUAAAACAACAGAUCAAGACUCAAUGGUGAUACCUAUUCUUCAGAUGGUCCAAGACAAUGGUUCUGAGGAAGAUUGGUCUUGGGACUUACCUCCCAAACGUCAUCCUCAAAUAAGUCUUGUUCAACAGCCGGGAUAUAGGUUGGUUGUUCUCUGGAGAGUAUUAUACAAAAAAACUUUAUGGUAUCAAGCACAAUUAAGUCGAAGAGUUCCUGAAGGUGACACACAGUUAACUGACAAGAUGACACAUGAAGCAUCUACUGUGAAGUCCCUGUUAUGUCAUAUACAGGCUUACUUACAGGCUGCUGGAGAUUGCUUGAAUCAAACCUUGUAUCUUAAAUCUAUUGAUGGAGAGGAGUGUUUCCUAUUAGGAUCAUAUGAAAAGUCUGUUCAACUGUGGAAGAAGGCUCUACAGGAAAUUCAAGAGAAAGGAGGAAGAAGGGCAUGUUUUCUUCAGAUACGCUAUUAUCUUUCGCUCUUAUACUGCCACCUUUAUAGCUAUAACUUAAAUGAUGCUCAAGGAUUGUGUGAUCAGCUAGUAAGAGAAAUACUGGUGUUGUCCCGACUGCCUGUGAAAGAAAAUGAAGACUGUGCAGUUCCCGAGAAGUCUCAUUGUGACUUUAGAAUAACUGGAAAUGUCCAUCCUGAGGCAGCAGUGAGGGUUAUCCAGUCCAUGGCUCGUUUCAUGGCCGCCUACUUCACCAAUCAGCCACUUUGCAUUUUGCCACCUCACAAUGUGAAUAUUCUUCCUCCACUCCAUAUUCCAACAGAGCAGUCCCUUCGACUUAUUCCUCUGCAGCACUGUAAGGUGGCCAGUGCUGUGCGAGAUCAGAACCUCUCUAACGUGUGGGUAGUUGAAUAUGCCCUUGAGUUGUUAUUCAUCGGUGGCCUGGUUCCAGAAGCUAUAUGGCUGGCACAUAAACUUGGAGACUGGAAGACAUGUGUUUCAAUUGGUGUGGCCUUCCAGCUAUUCUGUAAACAUGAUAGCAGUUUCAUGAGGUACAAGAAGAAAAUUCUGAAUCUACCAUUUAAUAUGGUACCAGCUAAGAUUUUCCAGGAAAAACUACAGUACUUUUUAGGUCAGCCAGCCUCUUUGCAGGCAAAAAAUGAAAUGGGUUCAAAAUUUAAACAGUUCACAGAUCCCAUUGAAGAAGAAGAUACAAACAUGCUGUUUUGUUCAGUGCAAGAAGUCCUGAAAGCAGCAGUUAUGGCUGAUGCAGAUAUUCUUUCAGAGACAUUUCAGCUUCUGAUAAACUCUGCAAAGGACUUCAGUAAGAGACUGUGGGGCUUAGUUCCAGUCGGCUUGUAUCUUCCAGCUCCUCCAUUAUAUUGUCCCCAGCCAGCUAUUCUUAGUGAAGAAGAUGGUGAUGAUCUUCUUUUAAAAGCUGAAAAAGAUAAUCGCCAGAAGGUGUCUGGAAUCCUUCAGCGUGUUCUCUUGCUUUUCCGGGCAGCUCGAUGCUCUUUUCCUGUAGCACAAUGGUACAUCUUGCAGUUAAGGUGGGCAAGGAAGGUCAUGCAGAAGAUUCGUAUAAAAGGGUCUCUUCCUUCAUUGAGUCCUUUCCCUGAGUCAUUACUUAAUUACUGUAAAGGAAGUGUUAUGUUCUUUAGACCUGGAGCAGCUGGAGACCACAAGCUUGAUGAAGUCUCCAUUAGAGCAAUAGGUUGCUUCAGAGAACUUUGUGCUUUGUGUUGGAUGCUGCAUAUCCGUGAUAACUUAUCCUAUAGUUGCAGGCAAUAUCAGAAAGCAAGAGAAAAUGUGAGAGAAGAAAAGGACCUCGAAGUGGAGUUUGAUUCUUGUGUGGUUGAGCACUGUCUCAGUGCAGUGGAAUGGGCUCAUAGAAUGCUACCUUUCUCUCGUUUUUUUAAUAUCGAAGAACUUAUUCAAGAUUUAAUUUUGAGCCUUAUUGGAGAAUUGCCACCAGUAAGAAAGGUAGCAGAAAUUUUUGUGAAAGCAUUUCCCAAUCCUGAGGACAUAAGGGUUCCAUUAAGAGAAAAAUUCCACUCUCUUCAACAGAGACUCAGACAUUGUGUUGUGAAAGGACCCCAGACUGAGGAAAUGAUGUCUGUAGUCAUGCAUUCUAUCCAUAAAGUGAGGGUGAAAGCCCUAAAACGUGUGCAGAGAAACAUAGGUUCCUUUGAGAUGAAUGUAUGGGAACCAAUUGAAGAAGAAAAGGCAGAUGAGGCUCCUCCAGGUUUUGACAGAUUUUCCCUGGGAACUAGUGUGAGCAGAAGUACACUCACAGAAGUGGGGAAUUCUCUGGUUCAUAGUGAUGCAGAUACAGCAGAUACAAUCUCUGAAGCUUUGCCAGUGGAAGAAAAAAGUAACAUACAAGUCUAUAAAAGAAAUGCCCCAAAUCAUGUGGAAUCAACAACACUUGGGAAACGCAGUGAUAAAAAGAAAAUACGUAAUCAGAAAGGAAAACCUAAAAGGAAAGAUCAUGAAAAGAUAUCACAAAAUGCACUUCCUGUAAUAGGCACAUGGGAAUUUGAACGUGAUGAUGAUGAAUAUAUUAAAUUCCUUGAUCUCUUCUUGAGUUAUGUUCUUGAAAGAGACCUACUUAGUUCCGGGGAUCCUGGCAUUCCAUUCCUAACCAGUUUUUCUGGACAGCUUAGAGAACAUGAACUUAAUUCUUUACUUUUUGAUGUUCAUACAACGUUAAAACGACGUCAGAGCAAAACUAAAAGCCAGAACGUAUUUAGAGCUGGCUCAUGCUUUGUUGUUGAUCCUGAGUCAUAUGAAUCUGAAAAAUCAUCCAUUUUAAAUGAUGAAUGUGUCAUAAAUUUAGAAAACCAUGCAGUUUCAGCUUCAGUAUUGGUUGAUCAAGGGAUCAGACACAUUGUAGAUAACCCGUUGCAUGAAGUCAGUAAACAUGAAGGAAAGAGUGGAUUGUUUGGCUUAAAACAAAAGUCAAUUUACAGAAUGAAGGAAGACAGUCUAGAGAAACCUUUAAUCCAGAAAUCGUCAAACCACAUUUUUUGGACUCCGAAGUCCAUUAAAACUAGGUGUAUUUUCAAAGCAAUUCAGUGCAGUGAUACUAACUCUCAAGAAGAACUUCCUCUAGCAUUAAAUAACACCUUUGACAGUAUAGGAAGACUGCUGGAAUGGAUGAUAAGAUGGUCUGAUAGAAGACUAUUCUGUGAUUCCACUAUUCCUGAGGCAUCCUGUAAAUACAGUCCUGUGAUUCGUGUAAAGACCUCUGCAGCUGCUAUUCUUACAUCAUUAUGGCUUCUGGAACAACCCUAUUUUGCUACAUAUAAGGCAAAAAAUACUAUUAUUAAGGGCCUAGAGAGUCAUUACACUGGGCCUCAGAGCAUACCUAAUAUUGAGAGGGAGAGCAAAACAGAAGCUGGCUCUUCAGUUUCACUAAUAGUUGAUGGCGGAAGUGAGCAAAGAAAUGAUCAGAAUGAGUCUUGUCAAAGUAUCUUGACUAAAACGCCAACUGAAGCAAAAAUUCCUGAAAUAAAAGAAAUCAAAGAUGAGAUUAUUUCUGUCACUAAUAAUACUGAAAAAGAAUUCAUACAUAUCAAAGAGGAUCUUUUAGAAGUAGAAACAUUUACACAGGAGGAAAUGGAUAUGCAUUUGUCAGACAAUGAAGAAGAUGCCAAAGAGUCUGUUGGAAGUCACAAAAAUUCCAGUAUUGCCUUUUGCAUGCUGACUUUACCACAGCAGGCAGAACUUUCCACAGAAGAAGUUCAGUGUCCAAUGGAAGAACUACCGGAAAAAAGUAUUGAGGAAAAAUCAACUGAAGGAAAAAGUAUGAUCAAAGCUUUUUCAAGUCCUGAGCAUACCAUUACUCAUUCGUUUUGUGUAGAUACAAGUUCAGAAGUUUCUAGUGCACAGAUUCCUGCCCUUAAAGAUGAACCUUCAGAUCCACCGCUGGUAUCAAAUGGAGUCAGUAUUGCUUCACAAGCACCUGUUCCAACACCUCGGAAGACUCAAAGAAAUGAACAUGGGGCUCAGUUACCAGAUUCUUCUGAUUCUGUUAGGCUGAUGCUCCAAGAUGAAAUGUUUAAAUUAGUUCAGUUGCAGCAGAUCAACUUCAUGAGCCUAAUGCAAAUAGUAGGGUCAUCUUUUGCUAAUCUUCCAAAUAUGCAUCAACUUCUACAACAGUCUGAGUCUGUUCGUUUGGAAGGAAGCCAAGUGUCAAAUCCUACAAGAGGGAGUGGUGAUGUUGGUGCCAGCAAUAGAAAUAUUAAGGAGAGACUUUUCGUGAAACCACAAUCCAUGGGAGAGUGCACCAGAGAGCUGGACAAGAAUAGCUCACACUGCUGUGAAAGAAGUACCCAAUCCGAUCAAAAUAGUAAUGGAAAUUUACAGAAUGUUCCACAGGGGAGUAUUCCUUUAUGUCAACUGGAUGAUCAACCCCAGAAAAGAGGAAUAACCACAACUUCUCAAAGCUUACCACCCACUUCGUCCUCGCUCCCUGCUGGAAAUACACAUCUCUAUCUUUUGUCCACACCUUCUGCCUUUGAGACGACACCUAGACUUAUCCCACCUGCAAAAACUUACAGUCCUCCUGAUGGUUUUCCUUUGCUUCAAUUUCCACCUAAGCAUGAAUUUAAGCCCCUUUCCUUGCAUGCUGUAAGAGUUCCACAAGUUCCCUUGAAGCCUUUGCUGCAACCAAGAGAGGCUUGGGGAUCAUCUGAUUCUUUCCAACCUCCGCUACCACCGAGAGCUGUGCAAAACACUUCAAUAUCCCAUUCAAAUUUAAGCCAGUAUAAUACUAUAGACAUAGAAACAACAGUUGAUCAGAAAAAAUGGGCAGAAACUGUAAUUACAGAAAUCCCCAAACAUGUGAACUUGGAUCAGUAUGUUGGACAAGAAAACUUGACACCGCAACAGGACUCUUCAGUAUUUAUUAAACCAGAACAACUGUUUGAUAUUAAGCCAAGGUCCCCUGAGCUAACGCCUCAGAAUGCCUUUGGACUUCCAUUAUUACACCUGCAACUUAAACCUCCUUAUGUAUUUUCAUCAGCCUCAAGAGCACCAGUUACAGUUCCCUCAAUACCUGUCAGAACUGUAGCAGAAGAAAGAAAAUGCCCAAGACUCCCAUUACUUCACUCAUGUCUACCCCCAGAAAAUAUGUACAAAAAACCACAACUUAUACCACUUGAAAAUCUCAUUGCAUUUAAACAAAGCCAACAGGAACUAACACAUAAUUUAUUUGAACAAGGUGAUUCUGGAUGUCUGCAGCUUCUAAAGGUCAAAAUAGAAUCAUCUGAAGUAAGUCAAGGAAAAGGCAGUAAAAAAAGGGAAAGAAGGCGAGCUGAGAAAGAGCUACAAGAAAAAAGAUCUGAGAAAUUGAAGAGAAAACCAAGUGUGACUUUCCGACCAGAGGAGUCCAUCAUUAAUGAUGAUUCAGAGAUCGUGGUGAAACCCAAGGAACAACAAGAAUAUCACAGUUCCCAGCCUUUGGAUGACUUUGACAUUCCCUUUGAAAUGCUGCAAGAUGUUAAUACUUCAGCUGGAUUGCAUUUCAUGGCCUCUGUAAAGAAGAAAGCUAUAGAGAGUCAGGAUGCAAGUACAAAUACAGACCCAGAAGAUAAAAAAGCUGCUUUUCAAGAAGUUGUGUCUGACUGUGGUAAAAAUCAAUUAUUUUCUUCCACCUCAGAAGAUAAGGAAGCUGCUUCUCAAGAAGUUGUGUCUGACUAUGAUAAAAAUCAACAAUUCAUUUCUUCUACCUCAGAAUAUGAACCUUUGAAUGUUCCUCAGCUCUUGGCUCCAGAUGUAUAUCUAAAUCUCAAACUUUCCACUGAAAUAUCAGAGAAACCUUUUUCACCUUCAGCACCGCCUAUGGUUGGACACACUUACAUAAAUGUGAUUGACAUUGAAGCUGAUGAUCUACAGGAAUUACCUGCCCGAGAAAAGCCUUCAAUUGAUAACAUUACUGAACAGCGAAGUCAUCAUCUGGAAGGUCCAUCAUCUGCAGAGCUUCAUUAUAUGGCAGCUUCAGUUACUAAUUCUAUCCCCUCACACAAUUUUAGGAGUCAAGACUCUGACAAUUCUGCUAUGAAUUUAUUUUCUAAACCAGCAAAAGUGACUGCAUCCUGUCUGGAGGGAAAAAGCUGGAGAGCAGGUAGCAUGGAAUUAAAGGAGCCUAGUAUCACUUCACCUGUACCAUCAGAUAUUCAACAGGACAGAGAUCUGCCAAAACAAGAAUUCCAAUUCAUAGAAAAGAGUACCAAGUCAGACUCUGCAGAAGAUGGUCUCUUGUGGCAACUGCUACAGGAUGUCCCUGCUUCUUGUCCAGCUCUAAGCCCUGCACCAAGCCCUGCAGCUCGCCUUGCACCAAGCCCUGCAGCUCGCCGACUAGAGCAUCUCACCUCCAAGCUUCAGAAAAUUGAUGAACAGCUCUUAGCAAUACAGAACAUUGCUGAAAACGUAGAGCAGGAUUUCUCCGGACCUGAAAUGUUAGAUCUCUGUUAUGAUAAGAUUGGACAAGCAGAUCACAGUGAAUUUUCUUCUGGCCCCGAAUUUGAUAAAACAUUAGCUUCAAAAACGAUUAGCAUUUCUGAAGAAGUGCAUUUUCUGACUCAUAUGGAUGAGGAGGAGCAAAGUAACAAAGAGGAGACUUCAGAAACGGAAUUUUCAGUGACAGAAACUCAUUCUAGUCAGAAAACCCAUGCGUUGCCUUCUGCAGAUUCAGCUAUCAGCCUUCGCAGUGACCAGAAUACUGCUUUCCCCGGUGUGAAUACCAGUGAUGAAUUAUUUGAGAGCGUUUUAGCAGAUCCACUCCAGAUGACAGGAUUGACUGAUGUUGCAGACAUUAUCGAUGACCUUAUAACGAAAGGUGGAGUUUCUAGUGAAGAACUUGGCUUAACAGAACAACAAGCAAGAAGGAUCUCCAGGGUUCAGCAUUCUUAUAGCAGACGUCCACAAAGAACUGAGAAGGAGAAGAGAGAGAUUAGAGUCUGGAUGAAAAAGAAGCGAAAAGAAAGGAUGGCGGAGUACUUAAAUCAGCUGGCAGAGAAGAGAGGGCAAGAACGUGAUCCUUUCUGCCACAGAAGCAAUCCAUUUUACAUGACUUCAAGGGAAAUCAGGCUGAGUCAAAAGAUGAAGCAUGAAAAAGAUAGAUUACUGCUGUCUGACCACUAUAGUCGUCGAAUCUCACAAGCAUACAGUCUGAUGAAUGAAUUGUUAUCUGAAUCAGUACAACUGCCAGCAACUGCACAGAAACCAUUGCCUAACAAACGCAGCACUGCUCAGUCUUCCAGAUGGCAACACUAUCCCAGAGGAGAGAAUCAACAUGAUCAUAAUUUUCCAAUAAAUCGACCUGGAAAAGUCAGAUCUCUCUCCAAACCAAGUUAUUCCCAAAAGGGGAGACCUUUUGGGCAACCUCAAAGUUCACCUUGGCCAUGUGGAACCGCUACUUUUACCAUUCAGAAGAAAGGUGGUGGAGUCAAAGCAGCAGUAAGAAAGGCUGUGAAGUCUCCAGUAACCUUCCAGAAAGACUCUAAUGCUCCGUAUCAUAGUCUGCAGCAAAUAAAAAACCACAAAAGUGCUGGGCUUGCACCUCAAACUAAGCAAGUGUGUAUAGAAUAUGAAAGAGAAGAGACUGUGGUGAGUCCCUGGACAUUACCUUCAGAAAUCCAUAAGAUUCUUCAUGAGAGUCCCAGUUCUCUCCUUCAAGACUUGUCACCAGCUGAAGAGGAGCAGCCAAGGACUCCUUUUGGGAUGGGUGGCAUGGACAGCAUGUCAGAGAGUACUGGCAGCAUCCUUAGCAAGCUUGACUGGAAUGCCAUUGAAGACAUGGUGGCUAGCGUGGAGGACAAGAGCCUGUCAGUCCACUGGGCUCUGAACCUGCACAGGAGAACACAUGGCAGCUGCAGAGCUGGCCCUGAGAGCUGCCCCGGCGGUGAUGGAGUCACUUUCGAAAGUGUGAAUUUCUGAUUGAAAGCUUGAACCUAAAUGAGAAAAAAACCUUCAAGGAGCAACUUAUUACAGUGAGUCUUCAGAAUCUUCUGUAGGCAUCAUAUAGAAUGUUCUCAACCCAGAAAGAGCUGAAUAGAACACUGACAAGGAGUGACUCGCUCCUACAGGUCCUGAGUGAAGACAAUUUCUAUACCAUCCUGGUGGUUCACAAAGGAGACCACAGAACCAGAAGCAAAGAAAGGAAAUAAUCUUUUUUUUUUUUUUUUUAACUAAAUUGACUAUAUAAGAUACUUGACUUCCAGGAAUGAAAACACAGUGAAAUAGCAAAAUUGUCAUUUUGAUCUUAUGGGACAUUCAUCACACUGAGGAGCAUGCUAUGUGGAACUUCCCGAGCUGGGAUUUGGAAACUCACUGGUGUUCAUUUAUAUCUUGGACUGUAAGAAUGAGUGAAUUCUGCUUGUAUGUCAACUGCUGUGUUG